This is a messenger RNA of Camellia sinensis, 1564 nucleotides long. RefSeq lists its product as uncharacterized. NCBI's taxonomy places the organism in Eukaryota, Viridiplantae, Streptophyta, Magnoliopsida, Ericales, Theaceae. Gene Ontology annotation, cellular component: chloroplast. The record is from RefSeq and is a predicted model, not a curated record.
CCAAGAAUUUGUCAAAGGCCCCCAACAUACCAUCCCCACGACCCAACUGUUCCAUUCGUCAAAUUUGGCGUGUGUGAACCACGAAGAGGCAUCUUUCCUCUUUCUCUCUCCUGCCUCAAUCGUUUACCUACUGCUAGUACUCCCUCUUCUCCCUUGAUUCCUCCUUCGUCUCCUUCACAGAUCUCUCUUGUUUUUGGGUUUUCUUUGUAUUCCCCAUUCUUACCUGCUCCGGCUGCAUCUGAAGGUGAUCCUGCUUCCGUGAAAUGGACUUUUUCUUCAGGGAUGUGACUGAGUUGUGUCAAGACUCUCAACCUUGUCAUCAGGACAUUACUAGGUGUCCAUUUCUGCGGAACAUUAAUGAGCCUACUAAUUUCUCCUUCUCCUCAUCAAUGAGUUUCCCAAUGCCUGUACGAGGAGCUAAAGGUCCAAUUUUUGAGGAUGGACCCAAUUUUGAAAAUGCAUUUAGGCUUUUCCAUGGGCAAAAUGGCGUUGUCCCACUCUCUGGAAGACCAUUCAUGCAUUCUGAGAAGUUAGAAUCUGAACCUACACCAUGUCAAUUCAAUCCUUUAGCAGCAAAGGCCGCCUCCAUUAGUCUUUCAGGUUUUGGAGCUGGAGGACCAUUUGGCUUUGAUGCAUUCUCUGAGAAAUGGAAGAAUCAGAAAAGAAAAUCCAAAUCAUCAGAGAAAGGAACUUCUUCACAGGGAGGAGACUCGAAGCACGAAGCAAUGGGUAACGAAUGGUUAGAAACCGGGAAUUGCCCAAUUGCAAAGUCAUACCGAGCAGUGAGUCACGUCCUUCCGCUUGUGGCAAAGGCUCUUCAGCCACCUCCCGGCAUAAAUCUCAAGUGCCCCCCAGCCAUUGUUGCAGCCCGAGCAGCCCUUUCACGAACAGCCUUUGCAAAGAACCUCCGACCCCAACCCCUCCCUGCAAAGGUUCUUGUCAUUGGAGUAUUGGGUAUGGCUGUGAAUGUUCCUUUAGGAAUAUGGAGAGAACACACUGAAAAAUUCUCACCCUCAUGGUUUGCAGCGGUCCACGCAGCAGUUCCAUUCAUAGGGAUACUUAGGAAGUCUGUGUUGAUGCCUAAGACAGCUAUGGCAUUUACCAUUGCAGCGUCAAUAUUAGGCCAGGUUAUUGGUUCUAGGGCAGAGCGAUAUCGGUUGAAAGCAGUUGAUGCAAGAAAAGUAACUCUCGCUGAAACUCGUGUUGACUGUUCAAAUCAGUUACAAGUUGUGGGAGUUAAAGGUGGCCAUUGUGGUGAGAUUGUUGAGUGGAAAACGGUUCCGAUUCAGGUUGCAGGGCCAUCUUGUUCAUCAGCUGAUGUGUGGUGCUAACAUUUUUAGCAGAUUUGAUCUUGUGUACUCUACUUGGUGCUAUUUGUAUUUUUUUGUUUGUUCUUCUUGUUGAUUUUGGUUUUUCUUUGCUUUAGACUCUUGGAAGACUUGGUAUCAGGAUUUGAUGAAUAAGAUAUGGAGGGAUGAGAUUAUUCUCUUAAAGAUUGUUUGCAUUUUAUAUGAUUCUCAAAAUAAAUAAAGACAAAAGUAAGACAUGCUUGGCUGAAAAUAAA